AUGCUCUCCCCGCCGUCGCUCUCGGUCUCCGCGAAUGUCUGCCUUGAAAGAAAACUUUUAAGCCAGACAUUCAAGCCACGUACGCCCGCGGAACUCGUCUACGGGGAGCCGCUUCGCCUACCUGGAGAACUCUUCUCCGCUCCGAUCUCUGAUGCAACCAGCUCGGACCCUGCAGACUUCGUCGCUAGACACCGUCGCACAAUGGGCGUGCUGCGCCCCUCACCAGUGGCUCGCCACACCAAGCCGACCCCAUUCGUGUUUAAGGACCUGGCAACAUGCUCGCAUGCCUUCCUCCGCGACGACACCGUGCGCGCCCCUUUCCAGCCGCCUUACUCCGGACCUUACAAAGUCAUCUGUCGCGACGACAAAAAAUUCACCCUGCAAAUAAGUGGAAAGGAUGUACGCGUUUCCAUCGACCGCCUAAAGCCACAUUACAACCUUUCCCAAGAGCCUACCAACCUCCGCACGCCUCCAGUAAUUUGCCGACAACAGCCCGCAACGCCUAGGCUCGCACCCUACACCACCCGCCUUGGACGCCAGGUGCGGGUCUCCAAACCUCUUCAACCCUGA
Molecule: messenger RNA, 570 nt
Organism: Rhipicephalus microplus (southern cattle tick)
Lineage: Eukaryota; Metazoa; Arthropoda; Arachnida; Ixodida; Ixodidae
Source: RefSeq, a predicted model, not a curated record